Messenger RNA from Ylistrum balloti, 498 nucleotides. RefSeq names its product perlucin-like protein. The transcript is spliced from 5 exons. Bases 1 to 498 code for a protein of 165 amino acids. The record is from RefSeq and is a predicted model, not a curated record. Lineage: Eukaryota; Metazoa; Mollusca; Bivalvia; Pectinida; Pectinidae.
AUGAACGUCGCGUUGAUUUCGCUGCUGUUUGGUGCCGUAUUGUGCACAGAAGUGGCUGGCUGGGCAUGUCCACCAGGAUGGGUUCCAAAUGGUGGACAUUGCUAUCUCUUCAGCACCGUGAAAAAAUCCUGGUAUGAAGCAACGUACGAAUGUGCCAGACUCGGAGGAGCUCUUGUCUCCUUUAACUCUCCUAAGGAGUUAUGGUGGGUCAAAAAUCACGUCAAAAAGCUAUGUAAUAGUAAAAAUUACUGGUUCAGUGGAAAUGACAUCAGACAUGAAGGGAUAUGGUCGUGGAACCCUAACACUGGAGAAAUAAACCGAGACUGUAGAGACUGGGCACAUGGCGAGCCAAACAGCUGGAGAGGACUCGAACAGGACUGCGCUCUAAUGUGGGCUAGCAGGGGCUACAGUUGGGACGACGAACAGUGUCAUCUACCUAAGGAGUACAUCUGUGAACGAUACAUGUUUUCAGAAAGAGUAUGCUCCUGUCGGAUCUAA